Messenger RNA from Ictalurus furcatus (blue catfish), 2766 nucleotides. It is a transcript of the gene snx4, whose product is annotated as sorting nexin 4. NCBI's taxonomy places the organism in Eukaryota, Metazoa, Chordata, Actinopteri, Siluriformes, Ictaluridae. Gene Ontology annotation, biological process: protein transport. Gene Ontology annotation, molecular function: phosphatidylinositol binding. The transcript is spliced from 14 exons. Bases 30 to 1337 code for a protein of 435 amino acids. The record is from RefSeq and is a predicted model, not a curated record.
UGCGCGCGGCUAACCACAACAUAGUAGGGAUGAUGGCGGAUUCGGGAAGCGAGGAUAUAGCUGUGGUGGGAAACACCGAUGUCACACCUUCAGCGUUAGAAAACAACAUUAAAAACACGAUGGUUGAGAAGGGGGCAAACCUUUUGAAGAAGAUGGAGAUAAGUGUAGCUGAGGCAGAGAAAAGAACAGGAAAGAAUGCAGUCAGCAUGCAGGAAACCUACACUGUAUACCUCAUUGAAACAAGGCCAAUGGAUGCUGUGUCUGAGAGUACCAGUCCUGCCCCUGACUCUCUGUGGAGGCGCUACAGCGAGUUCGAGCUUCUCAGAAACUAUUUGUUAGUCACCUAUCCAUUCAUAGUUGUCCCGCCUUUGCCUGAGAAACGCGCUGAAUUUGUGUGGCACAAACUAUCUGCAGACAACAUGGAUCCGGACUUUGUGGAGAGGAGAAGGGUGGGGCUAGAGAACUUCCUGCUCCGGGUUGCCUCCCAUCCCGUUCUGUCCAAUGACAAGAUCUUCUACUCCUUCCUCACUGAGGAACAGGGUUGGAAGGAAGUUGUAUUUGAGACUGGAUUUCAGGCAAAGGCAGAUUCGAGGUUGAAGGCUUUAAAUGCUACAUUCCGGGUGAAGAAUCCCGACAAGAAGUUUUCAGAUAUGAAGCACUAUGGAGAUGAGCUCCAGUCUGUUAUAUCACAGCUGCUGCGUGUGCGAGCAAGAGUGGCUGACCGUCUUUAUGGUGUCUACAAAGUGCAUGGAAAUUACGGCCGAGUCUUCAGUGAGUGGAGCGCCAUUGAGAAAGAGAUGGGAGACGGACUGCAGAGUGCAGGGCAUCAUAUGGAUGCGUAUGCUACUUCCGUAGAUGACAUACUGGAGGAGGAAGAACACUAUGCUGACCAGCUGAAGGAAUACCUUUUCUACACUGAGGCUUUAAGGGCAGUGUGUAGGAAGCAUGAGCUUUGUCAGUUUGAACUGGAGAUGGCUGCCCAGGAUCUGGUCUCCAAGAAGCAACAGCGGGAGGAACUGGCUACUGGGACGAUACGGACCUUCUCUCUCAAGGGGAUGACCAGUAAGCUGUUUGGUCAGGAGACUCCUGAGCAGAGGGAGGCUAAGCUGAAAACUCUGGAGACCCAGAUUGAGGAGGGAGAGGAGAUGGUGAAAGAGAGAAACACUGAGUGCGAGGAGUUUGUGAAGAACGCUUGGGUGGACAUUGAGAGGUUCAAAGAGCAGAAAGACCGUGACCUUAAAGAAGCUCUCAUCAAUUAUGCCAUCAUGCAAAUCAGCAUGUGUAAAAAGGGAAUUCAAGUGUGGAAUAACGCUAAAGAGUGCUUCAGCAAGAUGUGAGUUAUGCCUCAAGCCAAGUUCCAGCACAGAGCCACACAGCUGUACAAACUUCUCAGGGUAAGAGUGCUGAUAUCGGAUCAGUUUUUAUCUUUCAUCUUCCAAUGAAUACACGUGGACUGACCAAACUGAUCCAAGAUCAGCACUCUUGCAGAGGCGCUCGGUAUGUAUGAGCCCUAAGCACAAUCCUAGGAGUGUUGGAGGCACAGAAACUUUUGAAUUUGUGAUUUUUCUUUGUCACAUCAAUUAAAUGACAACAAUUUAAUUCUAUUUUGAAAAUCUGAAAACAUACAGAGAGAGGAGAAAUGAUUAUUCUAUUUAUUUAAAAUAAUGUUUACUGGUCUUGAGCAUACCAUAUUUCCAUACUGAAUUAAAUAUACUCAUUAAAUAUCCAAACUCUUUGUGCAGAGAAUCAGUUUUGUCAAUAACAAGAUCGAUGUAAAUUAUUUUAUGCACAUCACAGUAUAUGAUAGAUUUUUUCAGAAAUUUUAUACUACAUAAUUUUUUUUUAUUUUAUUAUUAUUAUUUUUUUUUUACUAAUUACAAUACAGUUAGUUUUUCAUGCAGACAUCCAUGAUAAAAUCCCUCACUUUUUGUAUAUUUUAUAUAUUUUGAAACCAGCAGUACAGUAGUGUCAAAUAUUUGCCAUAAAAGAGAUCGACUUGUAACAGUCAGUUGGUGCUGUAAAGUAAUUUCUAAACAAAUGUAAAGCUUAAGUGAUGAGAUUAAGGGGGCUUAAUACAGGAGCAUUCCAUUAUAAUUCCUCUGAACUUGUGGAACAUGUCCAUUAUAUUGAAACAUGCAUAAAUCUAAGUGUAAGCCUAACUUUUAUUACAUGUACCGAGGACAACAAGGGGUCAAAUUCCCCUUUGGAAGUGAAGCAAGCAGGCAGGCUUAUUGAUGUUUGUUAUAUCUGUGCUCACGUGGCUUCCAGCUGAAAUCUCGGCCCUGAUGUUUAUCCUAACAUACUGUACGCUCAUCAUUAGCACUGUCUGCACACUGCAAUGUUAAACACAAACUGUUUAUAACUACUCACCCACACCCUUUUUAUGCUUCAGUUAAUAGGAAAUGUGUGUGCCUGCUGUUUAUGCCUUAUCCAAAACCUUAUGUUGCAUAUUUUACUUUGUGGCAGCAGCUUCCACUAUGAAUGCCAGAUUUGUCAUUUGGGAUGAAGUGUGGGUUGGUCAGUGUUUUGAUAUACAUCUGGCUGGAGGAACAGGAAGCUCAUGCAGGAAAAGGAGGAAACAAUAAUUUCCUCAUUUAACAGUUGUGUGUGUCUGAGCCUGGCCAGCUCCAACUCUGACUCCCAUUUUAUGGUACAAUAAUGUUGAGAUGAUAACUUUUUCACUACACAUAUUGGAAAUAAUUGUAGUAUAACUUGCUGUUUAAAUAUGUAUUGUGCAUACACUAAUAAACUUGGAAUUUUCUAAGA